Molecule: messenger RNA, 447 nt
Organism: Caenorhabditis remanei
Lineage: Eukaryota; Metazoa; Nematoda; Chromadorea; Rhabditida; Rhabditidae
Exons: 4
Coding region: 1-447 (148 amino acids)
Source: RefSeq, a predicted model, not a curated record
AUGCCUUGGUUUAUGGAAUAUUUGAUGAGCUGUGCAUCUUACUGGCUGUAUAUAAUUGCUUUUUACGUAUGGAUUUUUAUGUAUUCUGAGGAAGCAGUCGAUCCACCGAAAAGUAACAAAAGUUUCCAAUCGGAGAUAAAAGAUUCAAUCCCAAAUUCAACCGAAUUCAUCCGCCGACAACUGAGUCUAAUCAAUGAACAUUCUGAGAAAAUGGAGUCGUUCAGAAUGCGCUGUCAAACUGCAGUUCUUCUUCAAAUGAGAACGUUCAUCAUCGCCUUGAUCUUAUUCAUCUUCUACUUCUUGUUCCGACAAUAUCAUGAGACCGAAGAAAACGAACACGCAUGGUUUUGCAUUCUUGCAUUUGUCUUGAAUUCUGAUGCUGGGAUCAGGGAUUCAAAAGUCGAGGUGCUGCUUCUUGAAUUCAAGAUUCUAGAUUCUAGAUUCUAA